GCCGUCAGUGUUACUGUGGCAGUGUUGAGGGAAAGGUGUGUGUGUGUGCGCGCGCCGCUCUUGAUGCUCCGUCAGCCUCGGACGAUGCCAGGGAGAGAUAUAUAAAGAAGACCCGGGAUUUUGGUGACUGUCAAAAAUGGAGCGGAUCUUCGGGGCGAAUGGGAGCCGGGCGGAGGACGGCGUGCCGGACAUGACCGUCCUUUCGGACAUCAACGAAGACGCCAUCAACCACAACCUCAGGGUCCGAUACCUCCACCAUCGCAUUUACACCUACACCGGCAGCAUCCUCAUAGCCGUCAACCCCUACAAGGAACUUGACAUCUAUGGACCCGAAAACUUGAUGCGGUACCAGGGCCGCAAGCUCCUGGAGGAGGAGCCUCACGUCUACGCCAUCUCGGAGUCGUCGUUCGUCGCCCUCAAGAGAUCCGUCAAGAAUCAGUCCUGCGUCAUCUCUGGGGAGUCGGGCGCUGGCAAGACCGAGACCACGAAGUUCAUCCUUCAGUACCUGUGCUCCGUGACCUCGGGUGUCUCGACCUGGGUCGAGCAGCAGAUCCUCGAGGCCAACACCAUUCUCGAAGCUUUCGGUAACGCCAAGACCGUAAGAAAUGACAACUCCAGCCGUUUCGGGAAGUUCAUGCAGGUGUGCUUUGAUUCCUCAUGGCACAUCAAGGGCUGCGUCAUGCAGGACUAUCUUCUGGAGCAGUCGCGCAUAACUUUCCAGGGCCCACAGGAGCGCAACUACCAUGUCUUCUAUCAGCUGGUUGCCGCUGCGAAGAGCAACAAGGAGAUAGCUGAUCAGUUUCACCUGCGACCUGCUGAAUUUUACACCUAUUUGAACCAGUCUGGCUGCAUUACAAUAGAUGGAGUGGAUGAUCUCAGGAAAUUUGAUGCGCUCCGCUUGGCAUUUAAUGUGCUCCAUGUACCACAGGACAUAUGUGACGGAAUAUACGGGACAUUAGCUGCCAUCCUGUGGCUUGGCAACUUAGAGUUUGCUGAUAUUGAUGGUGAGAACUGCGAACUAACAGACAAAGAUAAAGAGAUCCUGACAAUAGUAUCUGGGUUGCUUGGGCUGAAAGAGGAGGAUCUUCUCGGCACUGUUCUUCAGAGACAAAUUAAUAUCAGAGGCAACAUAACCCACAUCCCCCUUAAGCUUGCUGAAGCUCGAGAAAACAGGCAUGCCAUGGCAAAAGCACUUUACUCCCGCACUUUUGCCUGGUUGGUCGAUCAUAUUAAUAAAUGCACAAACCCUGGACAGGAUCAGACUAGGUUCCUUGGAGUCUUGGACAUUUUCGGUUUUGAGAAUUUUGCUGUGAAUUCCUUUGAACAGCUUUGUAUUAACUACACCAACGAAAAACUGCACAAAUUUUUCAACCAUUACGUAUUUGCAUUAGAGCAAGAAAUUUACCAACAAGAAGAGAUCAAGUUUUCACACAUCACAUUCACUGACAAUACUGAGUGCCUUGAGCUCAUGGAAAAGCCACCCAGAUGCAUUCUGAAACUUUUGUCAGAGGAGUGUCGAAUGCCAAAGGGAUCAGAUAAGUCUUACCUGACGAAGUUGCACCAGGAGUUUGAGACGCAUGCAAAUUACAUCAAGGGAGAAGAUAGAAGAAAAUGGGAAGUGGAGUUUGGUAUUAAUCACUAUGCAGGCAAAGUGAUUUAUACAGUGAAAGGGUUUGUUGACAAAAAUAGGGAUACCCAGCAAGACGUCUUCUUCGAACUGAUGAAUAAAUCAGAAAAUAAAUUUGUGUCGGACCUGACAAGAUUCCAGGACUUGCUUGGAUGCACAAUUGCAAGGAUGGGUGCCAUUCAUAGCACUAUCUCCAGAGGCACCACCAAAGGCAAACCAACUGUCUCGGAUGCUUUCCGUAACCAGCUGCAGGCACUGGUUGAUGUUUUGCAGUCAACAAACCCAUGGUAUGUCCGUUGUAUUAAGCCCAAUAAGAACAAAGCUGCUGACAUGUAUGACGAAGCGAUGGUGCUUGAUCAACUGCGAUACCUAGGCAUGAAUGAUAUUAUCCGAAUUCGUAAGGAGGGUUUCCCAAUUCACAUGAAAUACGAAGAAUUCAUUACCAGAUAUUUCUGUCUCCACAAAAAGAGAAGAUAUCCUGACACAAAGCAACAUGUUUGUGACCUCAUGAAGAAUCAGAAUUUGCCUCCCAAAGAAUGGCAGAUAGGAAAGACCAAAGUUUUCAUUCGUCAGAAAGUUUAUGAGCCCUUGGAGGACAGGAGGCAAACCGUUAUGAUUGCAGCAGCAAUCAGGAUUCAAGAAAACUGCAUUACUAUCUACGAAAGAUUUAUCUUAUUUUUCUCCACAGAGUAUAAUAGGAUACAUGCUGCAUGUUUGACCAUUCAGAAUUACUACCGUGGCUGGAAGCAGCGCCUUGCUUUCAUCAGAAUGCGAAGAGCUGUCAUAAUCAUUCAGUGCAAUGUCAGAGGAAUGUUUGCUCGGGAAGUUGCCAAUGCUUUACGGGAAAUGAAACGCAUAGAGGAAGAGCAACGACGAAGAGAAAGAUUAGAAGAAGAGAGACGGCAGAGGGAGGAAGAGGCUCUUAGACUUGCAGAAGAUGAAGAAAAGAAGAAAGAACUGGAAGAAGCCCAGAGAAAAGUGGAGGAAGAGAUGGCAGCUCUCACUAAUAUAGCUGAGACUGUGAAUAAUCGCCUAGCUACUUCAGGGCCCUCCAAUCCUGAUGAUGCAUCUCAAGGUUCAGGAGAAGGAGUGGACCUGGACAACCUCUUCUCUUUCCUCUCGACAAUGGAAUCGGAGAGGCAUGUGUUGGAUGAAAUAUCAAAACAGAUGGAUGAAGUUGCAGAUGACUUGGAAUCUGAGAUUGAAGCAAUUAACCGGAGUAUGGGACAGAAAAGCGAUGUGUCUCUACCACCACCACCUUCAAUUAGUGAGGAACCCGCACCUCCUCCACCACCACCACCAUCUUCAGAUGCUCUUCCUCCACCUCCAAGUGAACCACCUGUAUCCUUGGCAUCAGUUCCUCCCCCACCACCACCAGGGGCCAUAGAAUCAAAAUCUAAUAGAAUUUCAAAUGAAGUGAAAGAAAAAACAGAUGAAAUUGUGCCUCCGCUACCUCAGGUUAAUGGAUUUCACGAAGAAAAGCCUAAGGAACCAAUUUAUGAAACAAUUCCUGCUGGAUUGGCAAAUGCACAAGCCAGACGAGAACCAAAUUAUGUGUCAGGACCACCUCCUGCAGUGAUAAGUAACUUAAAGAUCAAAAGAAAAGGUAAUAGGUCCUCCUCCAGCUCACCAGAAGAACCGGUUGAGCUUAGAAGGCCACCGCCUGCAGAACCAGCAAAUAUGAAAUUUCAUAUCCAUGAAAUGUUUCCCCUAAGCACUAAGCCUGUUUGCAUGCUUUCUCAGCCACGACCUAAUGGCCGCAAUAGUGCUGCUCCAGAGGAUCCUGAACGAGUAGAACGACGUAAACAACGAGUAGAGCGCAAAUUGCAUGAAUUAGAAGAAAUGGAAGAAAACAAAGAGAAUGAAAGCCAGAAUCACUUUGACAUGAUAGAAUUUGCAGAAAAGUAUUUCAAUAAUCAUGAAAGGUCUCCAGAAGGUACCAUUAUGUCAACAUUGACCCGAAAACGUACAACAACGUCGGAGUAUCUCCCCAAGUACGAACUCAUCACAUAUUCCACUCGCUCUUCAAUAAUUCCAACUUCUCAUGUUCAUUUAUAUGAUCCAGAGAAUAUCAACAUUGCCUGCAGUACCUUUAGGGACUUGUGUAAAUACUGUCGAGGUGAAUUAAAACCUGAACAAGAAACAGUCACCCUUCAAAGUAUCAUUAGCCAUGGUUUAGAACGAGAGGAACUUAGAAAUGAAAUAUAUGUACAGUGUAUUAGACAAGUUACCAACAAUCCAAGUACGGAAUCCUUGGAAAGAUUGUGGCUCCUGCUAUGUUUAUGUGUUGUGGCCUUCCAACCAGGAAAACUACUUCAUAAGUAUUUUGUGAGCUUCCUACAAAAGAACCUUGCCCUUGAAGGAAAGCUUCGACAGUAUGUUCAAUGGCUGAUCGUAGAAAACUGUAAAAAUACAAAGGUAUCCAGCCGAAGGCUUCCACCGUCUUCUGUUGAAAUUGCUGCAAUGAAGAAGCUUGGAACUAUAGUUUGCAGGUUUUUCUUUCUGGAUGGCCGCACCAAGGCAAUCGACGUGCAUCCUCGCGAUACAGCAGGGGAUGCUAUGCAGAAAUUAGCAGACCGUGGGUGGGUCUCAGGGUUAGAGGGUUGGGCUAUUUAUGAAUCUGGUGCUGAUGGUGACAAACAUGUUAAGAGUCACGAAUAUCUCUAUGAUGUUAUUUCAUCGUGGGAAACCAAACAACAGAAAUCUAGUAAUGUUGGGAGCUAUGGGACCAUGAAUAAGAGAGCUUCUCAGUCAGUCAGUGCUGGAGAGAACCGAUUUGUAUUUCGGAAGCGGCUGUUCAGGACGCCUCGGGAAAUCCCUAGUGAUCCUGUUCAAGUUAAUCUCUUAUAUGCUCAGGCUGUGUAUAGUGUAGUAAGGGCUGAUGAGUAUCCAAUUAAUGAGAAAGUUGCUCUUCAGUUAGCUGGUUUACAAGCUCAAGUAGCUCUUGGGGACCCUCAAGAAGGCAAAACAGAAUUUUAUGCAGACAUCACAUCUUAUCUUCCAAGCCGUAUUGCUCAAACUAGAAAGCAAGCAGAAUGGGUAACUACUGUGUGCAACAUGUUCCUAUUCGUUUCACAAGCACAUCGGCAGUAUGGUACUGGGAAAAACAGAUAUUGUAGCCAAAGUGUGGUAUCUGACAUGUGUUAUGCAGUUCCUCUUUAUGGUACCACUAUGUUUCAAGUGUCUUAUCGGGGUUAUUGGUCAUAUGGUAAUACUUUGAUACUAGGUGUCAACUGCGAUGGGUAUUGCCAUGAUCAAAACAGAUGA
Molecule: messenger RNA, 4894 nt
Organism: Macrobrachium nipponense
Lineage: Eukaryota; Metazoa; Arthropoda; Malacostraca; Decapoda; Palaemonidae
Biological process (GO): vesicle transport along actin filament; actin filament organization
Cellular component (GO): myosin complex; actin cytoskeleton; cytoplasm
Molecular function (GO): actin filament binding; microfilament motor activity; ATP binding
Source: RefSeq, a predicted model, not a curated record